CUUGCACCACCUGUUAGUGCAGACCCCUGUGCUUUGGAAUUCACUUGUUUAUGAGGGACUCUUUCAUACUCACACAAUCAAAGCUCUAUGACGGUGCGUAAGGGAAAAAAGCUCACCAUCUCCAUCCAGGAACACAUGGCCAUAGACGUCUGUCCGGGCCCCAUACGACCAAUUAGACAGAUCUCUGCCUAUUUCCCCCGUCUCUCCCCAACUGCUGAGCCUGUCUCUCCGAACCCUGCUUCUCCACUGUCGCUCAGCCCAGGGCUCGGGGCCUCUGGAGGGGCCAGCGGAGGCCUGUUGUCUCCUCUGCAGGCUGGAGCGAGGGGAGGAGGUGGGACUUUGUCCGCAGCCAGCAGCAUCGAGACAUCGGUGGACAUCUGCAGUUCAGACAGCGAUGAAAGCACGGCGCUGGGGACACUAGAGUUCGAAUUGAGGUAUGAGAAAGCCACCAGUUCACUCAACUGCACCAUCAUCAGAGCAAAGGGUUUGAAACCCAUGGAUUUUAAUGGCCUGGCAGACCCUUAUGUCAAGCUUCAUCUUCUACCGGGAGCAUGUAAGGCCAAUAAACUGAAAACCAAAACAGUACGUAAUUCUCUAAAUCCUGUUUGGAAUGAGACGCUCACUUACUUUGGCAUCACAGAGGAGGAUAUGCACAGGAAGACUCUGAGAUUAUCGGUGUGCGAUGAAGAUAAGCUGACUCAUAAUGAGUUUAUUGGAGAAUCCAGAGUGGCCCUACGACGUGUGAAACCAGACCAGACCAAACGUUUCUACACCUGUCUAGAACAUCCACCACCUCUUCCCUCUCCAACAGCAAUGGGAGCAGCGCUGCGAGGGAUCUCCUGUUACCUACGAGAGUGGGAGAAUGAACAAAUGACGAGUUUGGAAGAGAGGGGUCGUUUGCUGCUUUCGCUGCAGUUCCUUCCCCCACCUGCAGAGGGCGAAGGAGAGUCCCGGCGAGGGGGAUUGUGUGUCGGAGUGCUGCGCUGUGCUCAUCUGGCCGCCAUGGAUGUAAAUGGCUUCUCAGAUCCCUAUGUGAAAAUAUACCUGAAGCCAGAUGUGAAGAAGAAAUCCAAACACAAAACGUCAGUGAUUAAAAAGACCCUCAACCCAGAAUUCAACGAGGAGUUUUUCUAUGAGAUCUCUCUAUCUGAACUGGUUCAUAAGACGCUGGAGGUCACAGUAUGGGACUAUGAUCUGGGAAGAUCCAACGAUUUCAUAGGUGGCGUGUGCCUGAGCUGUCACGUCCAGGGAGAUGCCCUUCGUCACUGGAUGGACUGCCUGAGGAACAAGGGUCAAAGGGUGGAGCGCUGGCACAUUCUGGCCAAUGAGCUGCCUCAGACCACCUGCCACGACUGAGGAGGAAGAAUCCCGCCAGGAAAUCAGUCAUGAUAGGUUAAUGGAUUUGAUUGGUAUGAGGUGGAUAAUUAUAUGAGCUAACUAGGGGCCAAGUAGUUGGGAGUAAAUUACACACUUUGCGCUGUUUAAAGGAGGGUGGAGGAAGGGACUCGGUGUCAGUCAAAGUGUGUCCCCGCCCCUUUCACCCACUCUUUCUCUCUCCUUCUCUCUCUUUCUUGCGCGCUGCACGUUUUCUACAUAUUUUGUAAUGUUGAAGUGAAUUUUACUCUGGUGUAGCACAAUUCUCUUUUUGAAAUUACUGAUUACCAAUGUAUUUCAAUGUUCAGUGCUUUCGUAACGCUUACAGACUAAGACGCAUCUUAACGAAACAUGGGGGUGCAUGUCGACUGCCUGCCAUAAACGCAUCGAAACGAUAUACAUGUAUGAUAUCGUCUUGACAAUAUGGGAGGUUACUUAAAGGGAUAGUUCACGCAAAAAUGAAAUCGCUGAUAUCGUUUACUAAAAUAAGUUAUAAUGACGAAUGUUGGUUGAUUCGAUUCAAUUUACCUUUAUUUCUAUAGCUUUUACAUUGCAGAUUG
Messenger RNA from Danio aesculapii, 1934 nucleotides. RefSeq names its product double C2-like domains, alpha (gene doc2a). NCBI's taxonomy places the organism in Eukaryota, Metazoa, Chordata, Actinopteri, Cypriniformes, Danionidae. The coding region runs from base 88 to 1356 and encodes 422 amino acids. The transcript has 11 exons. The record is from RefSeq and is a predicted model, not a curated record.